AUGGACACCGGUUACCUGUCUCAGCAGGUCAACACCAUUAUCGACCAGCUGCACGGUCUGUUUGAUGAGAUUGGCGUUCCCAACCAUGAUCGCGAGAAGCGCGAGGAAGCCCUCUUCGAGGCCCUUUCCAAGACCCUCACCGAUCAGGUACACAUCGUGACCAGCGAAAAAGAGGACAUGAUUGAGGAAGCCGAGCGCAUCAUCACCACGAUUCAACAAAUGGAGACAUCGCUCGACGACAGCCGCGCCCGUCGUGGCCCAAAUGAAGACCUUCAGAUCACAUAUCCCCUGACGCGCUGUUUGCAAACGCUCAAGGAGAAGCAUAAGCAGAUUGCCCGCUUGCACAGGGAGCGUUUCGAGCAGGUCAAGAAACUUGUCGAAGCCCUGGAAUCAUACUCGUCCCACCUCGAAGCGACGUUUGUCCAGAUUCCCCUACCCCCCACCGGUCCGAACCAGUCCAUCCCGCCCAACUUCGAUCUGUCACCCGCCUACGUGGACAGGCUCGACCGUGAGUUCACGAGGGUGUAUGAAGAGUACACUCGCCGCAUCGCCACGGUCAAGUCCGUGUGCGAGAACAUCAUCCAGCUCUGGGCCGAGCUGGGUACUCCUCAAGCCCAGACCGACAGCGCCAUUGUCAAAAACUACCGCGACUCGCCCGAACAGUUGGGCCUGCACCAGGAGGAUCUCGACCGACUCAAGGCGAAACGCGACAAGCUGUCGGACGAGAAGAAGAACCGCGAGAAGCGCCUGAAGGACCUCAAGGCGGCUGUCGAGGCCCUCUGGGAGAAACUUGAGGUGGACAUGGGCGAGAGGAAGGCCUUCCUCAACAGCAACCGGGGCUGUGGUGUGAGGCAGAUUAACGAGUUCGAAGACGAGCUGAACCGCUUGAACGAGUUGAAGCGACAGAACCUGCACUUGUUCGUCGAAGACGCCCGCUACAAGCUGCAGGAGUUGUGGGAUGCUCUGUAUCUCUCCGAGGACGAGAUGCUCGAGUUUACCCCCGCAUUCUCCGACGUGUAUAGCGACGCCCUUCUCGAGGCCCACGAGCGCGAGAUCCAGAGACUGGAGGUUCUCAAGGAGCAGCGCGCGCCGACACUCGAGCUCAUCGACAGGCACAAGAGCCUGACCCAGGAGCGGGACGAGCUGGCAGCAUCCAGCCAGGACGCCUCUCGUCUGAUGAUGCGAGGGCAAAAGGGCGAGAAGCGCGACCCUGGCAAGCUACUCAGGGAAGAAAAGAUGCGUAAGCGCAUUGCCAAGGAGCUCCCCAAGAUCGCCGCCGAUCUGCGCAAGACGCUGGAGCGCUUCGAGGACGAGUACGGACGACCGUUCCUCGUCCACGGCGAGCGAUACCUGGAUGUCCUCGAGGGAGAAGGCAGACCGGCCCCCGGCCCGCGAUCCAAGACGCCCGGCGUCGCAGCGACUCCGGCGUCCACCACGAGACCCAAGGGACAUGCCAGGGCCAACAGCACGACCGGCACGGCCAGACCUCCAACGCGGAACGGCGCCAGGACGCCGGCUCCUACGCCUGCACCCAUCUCAAUCAAGCGCUCCAACACCAACAACAGCAUGACCAGCACAAGCCAGACCAGGCCCGUCUCUGCACAUGCAAAAAGCCAGGAAAUACUCCGCCCGGGUUCUGCCAUGGGCUCCGUUAGAGAGCGGGCGCAGACUCUCAACAGGCCGCCGGGCAGCCCUUCAAGAAUCCCGGCGCGCCCCCCGCUGGCGAACCUCAAGUACGGCAACACCUCUCCCGAGAGACCGGCUUCUCGGAUCGACGCGUACGCAACGGUCCGCGGUGGGGGUCAAAUGCGUGCUCCCCCGCCAAGGAUGCGGGAUCUGAACACGGUGGAGCUCGAGAUACCCGCGAACCCGUACAAGUCGGCGGGACUGAGUGGCAGCAUUGUGCGGCAGGUCGAGCUGGAAGACCCAUAUGAUGAUGACUGCCAGCAUUCGUCUCUGAUGAGAGCCAACUCAACCUUAUCGCACGCAUCACAUGCCUCGCAUGCCUCGCACGCCUCGCACGCAUCGCAUGCGUCGUACGCUUCCAAGAGCUCUCAUCACUCGGCCGGUUCUUCUCAGCACGAAUACCACUCUUCGACCCUACGCCAAUACCCUGCCUCCUCAUAUCACCAAGCGCCGCCACCCCGACAGAUCUCCAACUCUUCCAACGGAUCUAGCAACGUGACUGGCUCGGAGAACUGGGAAACGUACGACGACGCCAGCGAGCCUGAACAAGACGUCACGGACACGUACUACGCCAAGGUGCGGGCGGCCCGCGGCAAGCCCAUGGAGCUGGAAGGGGGGUACCGACCGCCGGCGAUUGAUCCCAAGAGACAGCGGCCUUUCCCGAUGACGGCACCUGGCGGGCAUGUGUACAGCGACGGCGAGGGCAACCGCAUCAUCUCGGGCAGCGAGUGGACAGACGAAGACGGAUACUGA
This is a messenger RNA of Colletotrichum graminicola M1.001, 2439 nucleotides long. RefSeq names its product microtubule associated protein. Gene Ontology annotation, biological process: microtubule cytoskeleton organization; mitotic spindle midzone assembly. Gene Ontology annotation, cellular component: mitotic spindle midzone; cytoplasm; spindle. Bases 1 to 2439 code for a protein of 812 amino acids. Gene Ontology annotation, molecular function: microtubule binding. The record is from RefSeq and is a predicted model, not a curated record. NCBI's taxonomy places the organism in Eukaryota, Fungi, Ascomycota, Sordariomycetes, Glomerellales, Glomerellaceae. The transcript is spliced from 3 exons.